CCUCUUCCAGAGAAAAAUGCAGAUCUUCGUGAAGACGCUGACCGGCAAGACCAUCACCCUGGAGGUUGAGCCCAGCGACACCAUUGAGAACGUCAAGGCCAAGAUCCAGGACAAGGAGGGGAUCCCCCCCGAUCAGCAGAGGCUGAUCUUCGCUGGCAAGCAGCUGGAGGAUGGGCGCACCCUCUCCGACUACAACAUCCAGAAGGAAUCCACCCUGCACUUGGUGCUGCGUCUCAGAGGUGGCAUGCAGAUCUUCGUGAAGACCCUGACCGGCAAGACCAUCACCCUGGAGGUUGAGCCCAGCGACACCAUUGAGAACGUCAAGGCCAAGAUCCAGGACAAGGAGGGGAUCCCCCCCGAUCAGCAGAGGCUGAUCUUCGCUGGCAAGCAGCUGGAGGAUGGGCGCACCCUCUCCGACUACAACAUCCAGAAGGAAUCCACCCUGCACUUGGUGCUGCGUCUCAGAGGUGGCAUGCAGAUCUUCGUGAAGACCCUGACCGGCAAGACCAUCACCCUGGAGGUUGAGCCCAGCGACACCAUUGAGAACGUCAAGGCCAAGAUCCAGGACAAGGAGGGGAUCCCCCCCGAUCAGCAGAGGCUGAUCUUCGCUGGCAAGCAGCUGGAGGAUGGGCGCACCCUCUCCGACUACAACAUCCAGAAGGAAUCCACCCUGCACUUGGUGCUGCGCCUGAGGGGUGGUAACUGAACUGGCUGGUUGUUGCUUGCUUCCAAGUACAAGUUUUGCUGCACUUGUUCAUUCCAAUAAAGCUGUUGCAUCCACAAAA
This is a messenger RNA of Nipponia nippon (crested ibis), 785 nucleotides long. Lineage: Eukaryota; Metazoa; Chordata; Aves; Pelecaniformes; Threskiornithidae. The record is from RefSeq and is a predicted model, not a curated record.